UCUGGAUUCUUUCAUAUGGUGUUGUGGCUGUGUACAGAUGUGGUUUUCAGUCAAACUGGGAGGCAUUUCAUUGUGUGACUGUCUUAUUAAGUUAAAAUGGUAUUUCAGAUAUCGGGAUUUUUUUUAGACAUUUGAAGAUACAGACAUGGGUACUUGGAUGCAUUGUUGGACUUUAUGUUCUUGCUUUUUGGCUUCACACACUACUCACUCGUUCAUCGUGACUCAGUCACCAGGACUCACACACGUCUCAGUUGGUGGUUCUGUUGAAUUAAGAUGUAUAUUUGAGCAGACCGUUGAUCACUGCUUUAGCGCUGCUGUGUGGGAAAGGUUGAAUCUUCGGACUGGAAAACUCACGCCAGUGGAUACUAUCCAUCAGAACAGUGUUCGACAAAAUACAGAUAAAACUUGCGUUUUGACUCUUAAAAACUUAACCAAGAAAGAUUCAGGCAUGUAUUAUUGUAUUAGCCAAUAUAGCAAAAUGGUUAUGAUUGGCAAUGGGACCAGGGUGAUCGUAACAGAUCAGUCUGAAGCAGAGCUCUCCAUCUUCUUCUCCGCACAUGAGUCUGAUUCACCAUCGGUAUCACUGCAGUGUCUCGUGACUGGACGUGUCCCGUCUCAGGUGCGCGUGUUCUGGAUGAUUGGAGAGAAAGUGUAUUCUGGAUGGACCGAGUCUGCCUGGACAGACAACACUGAUUCAGCCACAGAAUUCACUCGAGCUCAUCUCUCCGUUUCUGCAGAGGAGUGGCACGAUGUCGAUGAAAUUCACUGCUUUGCUGAAUAUGAUGGAAAAAACAUCUCCACAACUCUGAUGCGAAGCGGACCCAAGCCUGAAAUCUUCUCCUUGCUCGUGUACGCCGGCUGUGUGGCAGCGCUCCUGACCAUACUUCUAACUCUUCUCAUGUCUGUGGGAUUAUAUCGCGAUAUGUUGUUGACAAAAAAGUCCAGACGGCUCACAAGAAAAGAUGCCCACCGCAAACCUUCAUAUGGUAAACCGAACACACUGAGAGAAGAGGGUUCAUCUGUUCUGUGUUUCUCUGGGGAUCCCAUCAGUCAGAGACAGGAGGUUGUUCCAUCAAAACAAUAAAGGGUGGAGAAGGAAAUGUUGGAGUACGCUAAAGAAAUUACUAAAAUAAAUUACUAAAAUAUUUGUUUACUUUUGUAUUUAAAACCAUAAGCUUGUCUGUUCUUGUUUUUGUAAUGUCCAUGGUCUUUAUGUAUUAGUUAGGAACUGUUUCCUGUACUUAUCUACAGUUAGCUUUUAUUAUUUUCAUUUUUUUCUUAAUAAAAAUGUGUCCUCCUGAAAAUGGAGUUAAUAUUGUCUCUCUGUAGGGCAUCACACUUUCCAGAAAGAUACAGCCUGCAUAUCAUUUUCUGUUGAGCAAAGUGUUUCUACACUAAAGUACAGUACAUAUUUAAGACGGACCAUAACAGUAAAUGUUUCUUGAGCAGCAAAUCAGCAGAUUAGAAUAGUUACUGAGAAUUCUGUCCUUCAUCCCUGAUGUGUGCAGCACAGAACAGCAGAUCAGCUUUUUUUUGUGAUGUCACUUCUUAUCAUAAAUAAUAAUGCAGGCAACGUGUA
Carassius auratus (goldfish) is the source of this 1579-nucleotide messenger RNA. RefSeq lists its product as uncharacterized. The transcript has 10 exons. The record is from RefSeq and is a predicted model, not a curated record. The coding region runs from base 146 to 1084 and encodes 312 amino acids. Gene Ontology annotation, biological process: cell surface receptor signaling pathway; negative regulation of T cell proliferation; T cell costimulation. NCBI's taxonomy places the organism in Eukaryota, Metazoa, Chordata, Actinopteri, Cypriniformes, Cyprinidae. Gene Ontology annotation, cellular component: external side of plasma membrane.